Messenger RNA from Dreissena polymorpha, 3235 nucleotides. RefSeq names its product PAT complex subunit CCDC47-like. Gene Ontology annotation, cellular component: endoplasmic reticulum. Bases 129 to 1577 code for a protein of 482 amino acids. Gene Ontology annotation, molecular function: calcium ion binding. NCBI's taxonomy places the organism in Eukaryota, Metazoa, Mollusca, Bivalvia, Myida, Dreissenidae. Gene Ontology annotation, biological process: endoplasmic reticulum calcium ion homeostasis. The record is from RefSeq and is a predicted model, not a curated record. The transcript is spliced from 13 exons.
CAGAAACUGGAAAAGUGGUACAACCACUUGAAAGCCAAGUCAAUCCGAUCGCUUCGCGAUCUUCACAAAGAAUAUUAUUUCCGCGUCGGCUAAGGAGGACGUGUUUUCAUUUAAUUCAGAGAGUAAACAUGAAACUCACGUUAGCUCUGAGUCUAGUUUUAUUGGUGUUCCUUUGCCAAAACGUUGGGGGCAAGAAAUCACACAAGCCUGCUGAUUUAGAUGACAAUGAAUUUGCAGAGUUUGAAGAUUUUGAUGAUGAGGGAGUUCUUUCUUCAGCAGAGCAAGAGGCAACUGUUGAAGAAGAAGCCGACUUCCCUUCUGAGUCAGAUGACAUUGUGAAAACCCAGGCAAAGAAAGACGACGACAAUGAGGAAGAAGAAGAUGAAGGCGUGGUAGAGAACGAUGACGAUGAGUUCGAGCACUUUACUGACGAAGAUGAGUUUGAAGGAUUUGACAAGGAAUCUCGUCCAGGCAAAGGAAAGUCCCAUGAAGUUCCUGAUCUCAAAAUAGCAAAGGUCCCGAUACACCUACGGACAAAUUGGGACAGUUUCUACCUGGAAAUGUUGAUGCUGGCUGGGCUGGGCGUGUACUUCCUCAACUUUCUUGCGGGUAAAACCAAGAACGGAAAACUUGCUCAAGCCUGGAUGUCAUCACACAGGAGUAUUUUGGAGGAAAACUUUGCGAUUAUUGGGGAUGACGGCCUGUCCAAGGAGGCCAAGGGCACCGGUGUAUUCAACAAGGAGUCAGAGAAUGUUUACACUCUUUGGUGUAGCGGGCGCACAUGUGUGGAGGGAAUGCUCGUGGAACUACGGCUGCUCAAGCGCCAGGAUCUCAUCAACGUGAUGACCACCAUCAUGAAACCUGCCUCGGAUCAAAUUAUAGUGAAGGUAACCAUGGAUGCAAGCAGCAUGGAUAAGUUCUGCUUCUGUAUCGGCCAGAAGAAAGUCAUGGCCAAGCUUCUCAAGGAGCAGCCUGAUCUGGGUCAGUUCACAGAGAAGAAGGCAGUUGAAAACUAUAACCUACCAGAGUCUUUCCAGUUACAGAGUGAAAUAGGGGAGGCCACCUCCAUCGUCCUGGACAAGAAGGUGUGUGCCUACCUGGAGAAGUAUGAACAGCAGAUCGAGUACAUCCACAUAUCUGAUCAGUACUCAGGGGCCAAGAGCCAGUAUGAUGAAAACCAGUCCAAGAUGCCAGAUGUGAGGCCUUCCCUGGUGUUCUGUUUCAACGUGCCCGGGAAAGGCAAAACAAAGACGUCGGACGUUGAUGGCAUGUUGCCCCUGAUGAAGCUGGUCUUCUACUGUGUGGACAAGGUCGGCAGAUUGGCGCUGUCUAAGGAGAAGCGGCUAAAGGCUGAGAAAAACCGUGCCAAGGCUGCGGAGGGCUACCUAAAGGCGGCGCACUCUCAGCUCCAGGAGGCGGCGCAGCUACGCCGAGAAGAGAAACGGCGCCUUGCCAAGGAAAAGAUCAUGAACGAGGAGGACCCUGAGAAGGCCAGGAAGUGGGAGGAGCGUGAAAGCAAACGGGACAUGAAGAAGAAGCAAGCCAAGACCAAGAUGAUGAAGGUCAAGGGCAUGUAGAAAGGUCAAGGUCAUCAUGGAUACUGGUCAAGGUCAUUGGUGUGGAUACCAUGAAAAUGAAAGACGAUGAAUGAACAGGGUUUUGUGAAUGAAGGUGAUAUUGAAUGUUGCAGAUUGUUUACAUGUUUAUGGGUGAUGAUUCUGGUCAAAAACAGGUCAAGCAUGUAAACCAUGCUUGGUGUACAUAUUUCAUAUUCCUUUGGUAUGGAAUUAUGACCCAACAAGUAAAUUUACGUGUCAGACUUUUUUCUACACAAAAUAAAACAACAACAACUGUGUAUAUACCAGAGCAAAUAAGGGUUGAAAAUCACAGAAGAACAGAAACAAGUGCAUUGAUUUAAAAAAGACUUAAAACAUAUUUUUAUACUGAUAAAAUAAACAUAAUUGUACAAGUUUACAAAUAAAUAUUUGCAUUUGUGAAUUCAUUGUUGCGUAGGCAGUUUACAUGCGUAUACAUGUUGCUUAAAUUUAAAUCAUAACAUUUCAAUAAACCAAAAGAGCUUUUUUUAGCUUUCAAAUAGAUUAAUUACUAGAACUUCACAUAUUUUAGUAGAACUGCACUGAUAUUUUAUACAUUACCAGUGUAUUGAUCAUUGUUAUGUACACAGAAAAUAAUUUGUUAUCAACAUUUUUGUAAAAUGCAAUUUUUUAUUAUUUUUAACUAGGUAUUGAGAAUUUCAAAGGCGAAUUCGUAGCUUGUAUAUGUGUACCAGAAAUGUUUUUGUAUCACGUUCACUUUAAUUACAUUUCAUUAAUUUCAUUUUCUUGUAUUAAAAAUGGAGCAUUAUCCACUGAUACUUUACCUUGCAUAUAUAUUUAUCUGGCAUUUAAUUGGCAGACAACUUGUAUAAAUGUUUAAUAUAAAUGGAUGUGCAUAUGUGUUUGUUUAUACAAUUUAACUAAAUGAAUGUAGUGUUGUAUGUGUAUGAUUAUUAUUUUGUUUUUAAAAUAUCACAUUAUAAAUCAUGUAACCAUUUAUUUAGAAAGUGGUUUCAUUUUACAUUUUAUACCCCUUGUGCACCAUUCAUUACAUCUGACAUCAAUGUUAUUUUACACACCCAGUUUUGAUACAUGCUGCAUAGGUUACUAUAAACAUGCAUUGUCUGAAACUAAUGUAAAUUUAGUGUAAAUUCUUGCAUCUUUUGACAGUGAAAUAUUAUAUCCAUAAAUAUCAAGUUAUCAACUAACUGUUCUGAUUAUUUAAGUUGAAGCUUUAAAAUAACAAUAAAAUCACUCAGCAAAUAUUGAUAUAAUAAAAAUUGCUUAUCAGUAAUUAUUAUACUUGAUUGUUUGUUUAUUCAGAGAAAUUUUAAUACAUAAUUGUUUGUUUAUUCAGAGAAAUUUAGUAUUAAAUAAAAUACCUUUUAUUUAUGUUUAUUUAUCUCCUAAUUACUUAGAUAUUUCUUAAUAUUAUGUAGAUGUCUCAGUUUAAACAAACAUUUUUCAAGAUAAAAUGUCUUCUGAAAAACACAAGGCUCUUUCAGCUUAUGUACAAACAAUACAGGCUUUCAGAAAAGACAUAUUAUUUAUGUUAACAAUUGAUGUAUAUUCAGAAACAUUCGUUACUUUGUAUAUUUUACCCGGUAUACAUAUGCAUUUUUGUACCUAUAUCAUCCUUGUUUUAUCCCGGAUCAAGUUGAAUGAAAAGUUUAACAUGA